AUGGAUUAUGCCCAAUUUGGUGAUGUUGUCACAUUUGAUACGACUUACAAGUUAAACAAAGAACAUAGACCCUUUGCAUCUUUUGUAGGAUUCAACCAUCAUAGGGAAACAAUUAUAUUUGGUGCAACAUUGUUGUAUGAUGAGACCGCCGAAUCGUUUGUAUGGUUGUUUGAAAAUUUUCUAGAAGCUAUGUCAAGAAAGGCACCAAAAACUUUGUUCAGCAAUCAAGAUGCUGCAAUGGCUAAAGCCAUACCUAUCGUUAUGCCUGACACAAGUCACCGAUUGUAUGCAAAUCAAUGGAAGUUAGAGUGGGCGGAAAUGCUUGAUAAAUAUGAUGUGCGUGAAAACCAUUGGUUGAAAUUGACUUUUGUGGAUUACAUUCGUUCUGAUUUUAACUUAAAUGAAUUCUUCAUGCAUUUCGAAAGGGUACUUUACGAGAAACGAUACAGGGAGUUAGAAGUAGGAUAUGCUUUGUGCCAAAGGUUGCCAAAGGUGAAAGCAACAAUAAGAAUGUUAAUUCAAAUGGGUAAUGUCUACACAAAAAAGAUAUUUGAGGAAUUUCAAAAUGAGUACUUUCGAUCCAUUGAAUCAGACAUAGAAGAAAUUGAAUAUGGCGAUGCUAGUACCAUUUACACAGUUGUUGAUGUUGCUAACAAACAUGCAAGGAAAGUGAAGAUGGAGAGGGAUGGCUCUUUGGGUUGUAAUUGUACAGAGUUUGAAAGGGAAGAAAUCUUGUGUUGUCACUCAUUGAAGGUUAUUAGAGACAUAUUGAAGUUGAAAGAGGUUCCUCCACAAUACAUUCUAAAGAGGUGGACCAAACAAGCAAGAGCCGAAACUGUGAAGGACAUUAAGGGGAAUGACAUUCAAGUAGAUGUGAAAUUCCAACAAGCCUUACAGUAUAAGACAUUGAUGACAGCAUUUAGAGCACUAGCAAGUAGAGCUAUUGAAACUGAAGAAACUUAUGAUUUUUGUAUUGCACACCUUGUUACAUUAGGUGCAAAUGUUGAAGGCAAGUUAAGUGCUCAUUUUGGUGUUGGAAAUGAAGUAAGUAAUGAUGAUGACACCCAAAGCUUUGAAAUGGAUUGCGAAGAUAUGAAUCAUGUUGUGCAACCAAAAGGAUUGAAGAAAAAUGUGGCAACUAGUAGGGCAAAAUGA
Molecule: messenger RNA, 1155 nt
Organism: Camellia sinensis
Lineage: Eukaryota; Viridiplantae; Streptophyta; Magnoliopsida; Ericales; Theaceae
Product: protein FAR1-RELATED SEQUENCE 5-like
Biological process (GO): regulation of DNA-templated transcription
Molecular function (GO): zinc ion binding
Source: RefSeq, a predicted model, not a curated record